Molecule: messenger RNA, 354 nt
Organism: Enterobius vermicularis (human pinworm)
Lineage: Eukaryota; Metazoa; Nematoda; Chromadorea; Rhabditida; Oxyuridae
Source: the annotation of a GenBank genome assembly
AUGGAGCAACCAAAAGUCAAGUGGCGUAUGAUGAGGAAAGUCUUCACUGUAAAAGAGUUUCCGGUGGAAAAGUGCUGGAAAUAUCAGGACAGCUUUUUACGAAAGUUAAUAGCAAAAACAAGCACACAGAGUGAAAAAGAUGAUGCAUCAUCAUCACAGCGUCACAUGCUUCAAACUCGUCAAGCAGAUAUAUCAGGCUUAUUUAUUCGGAGUUACUCACGUUCAGUAUCAUUGGCGCUCUGUAUCAGCGUGCUGUUUUCUUCAUCGUUUCUGCCAAAAGCUGAUGAUGAUGAGAAUGCUGCUGUUGUUGACAGUGAUGAAGAUGAUAAUGAUGAUAGUGAUGUUUUUUGGUGA